AUGCCGCGUAGGGAUAAAUAUACUCGAGGUCGUAUCGCAAAACUGCGACGUCGAACAGUCACACUGGUUAAUCUUCGAUAUGCAACAGUCAAGUCAAAUACAGAAAAUGUCACAUCAAUGAACGUAGUAAGAGAUUUCGAGAUUGCUGAGCGUGAUGCUACAUUUGAAAUGGCACUUCAAGAUGAUAUUCCGAGUCAAUUAAACUCAUCUAGUGAGCUGUCGGAUUCCGGAAUGCAAGUUAUAAACAAUAUUCGAGAUGAUCUUAACGAUGGGCUUUUACACAGUGUCAUUCCUGGCAAAAAGGACUGGGCGGCUUUAUUGAUGAUAUUUAAAGCAACAUGUGGACAAACAAAUGCAAAUAUCAACAGAAUAUGUAAACUUCUUCAAUUAAAACAGUGUCCAUUUUAUGUCAAUGUUCCAAAAAGCUGGUCUGUCUUGAAAUAUACAUUAUCGAAUUCAAGAAAACCAGCUUAUUAA
Messenger RNA from Didymodactylos carnosus, 477 nucleotides. NCBI's taxonomy places the organism in Eukaryota, Metazoa, Rotifera, Eurotatoria, Philodinida, Philodinidae. The record is from the annotation of a GenBank genome assembly.